This is a messenger RNA of Homarus americanus (American lobster), 1023 nucleotides long. RefSeq lists its product as uncharacterized. Lineage: Eukaryota; Metazoa; Arthropoda; Malacostraca; Decapoda; Nephropidae. The transcript has 4 exons. The record is from RefSeq and is a predicted model, not a curated record. Bases 82 to 507 code for a protein of 141 amino acids.
GCGAGGAGCAAGAAAACCACAACACAUUUUCACCUACAACUGCAACGACUAAUCAGUGAAAAGUAAGGAAGUAGAGUCAGAAUGAUGAAGAUGAAAGUGUUACUGGCAGUGAUGGUGAUGACGGUGAACGCUGAAGAAAUACAAAAACCGACUAAAGAUCUGCAGUGCGGCCAAAACUAUAUCAAGCCUGGCGAGGAGUUCUUACUGAGAUCAUCAACACAUCUCAUCGACGAGAACAAAAAAUGUGAGUACAAUAUCAACUGCAGUGAUGGGGAGUCAACUUUCUUUGAAAUAAAGACUCCCAUGCUUAACCUGCUCCAAGAAUGUGCCCAGAUUCUCGAAACUGACAGUUCAACUGACCAGAGGGCGUGUGGAACUGUGCACCAGUCUAUCAAUCACAUCCCUAAAAGCAAGAUAAGUUUCACCAUCGGAGAAGAUGUUCCCGCUGGGACCAUAAUCUCCAUCCAAUGCAGAGUGCAGGAAAAAGUCCCAGCGCACAGGCAGUAAUGCCUCGAGCAACUGUAUCUAUUCUCCAUAUACAAGACUGUUCUCCAACUUCAGUCUGAAAUGUUUUGGGAAUAUGUUCAUUUGAAGGAGAGAUACUUUUUUUUUCCCUAAGCCCGUUCUCAGAUAUAGAACCUAACCUAACGUUCCUGACUGAGGAAAAGGUUUAUGUAAACAACCAAUAACAUAAUCUUAAUUUACUCAACACUAGGAAUAGAAAAAACGAUGCCAUUAACUGUUCGGCUACCACCUUAAGAAAAAUCUCUCAGAUAUAACCAACUCCUAUGCCAUUUUAACCUAUAUAUAUAUAUAUAUAUAUAUAUAUAUAUAUAUAUAUAUAUAUAUAUAUAUGUGUGUAUAUAUAUUACCAUGUCAUAAACUAGGAAAAAGGUAUUAGAAAUAUAAUAUAUCUGUCUCCCGGAUGUCAACUAACAUGACAUAUUGUGAACUUAUCUCCUGUAAUCUUCUGUUCAUCUCCAACAGUGUAUUGACAGAAUAGAAUACAUAUAAUUACAAAAA